This is a messenger RNA of Lepidothrix coronata (blue-crowned manakin), 7171 nucleotides long. RefSeq names its product TSPO associated protein 1 (gene TSPOAP1). The record is from RefSeq and is a predicted model, not a curated record. Gene Ontology annotation, biological process: neuromuscular synaptic transmission. Bases 96 to 6077 code for a protein of 1993 amino acids. The transcript has 29 exons. Gene Ontology annotation, molecular function: protein binding. NCBI's taxonomy places the organism in Eukaryota, Metazoa, Chordata, Aves, Passeriformes, Pipridae.
AGCCCCAGGAGGAGUCCCCCGGGACCCCCCGCGUUCCCCCGCCGGACCCGCAGCGGGUUCACUCCGCGCCGGAGCUCGUCAGGCCCCUGCGAGCGAUGGAGCGGACGGACAGACCCCCCCAGAGCGGGGCUGACUACGGCUUCCUCGUGAGCCAGAACACGAAGCUCCUGAGUGCCCUGGAGGACCUGCGGCACCGCUGCUCCAGCCUGGCCGAGGAGAACAGCCUGCUGCGCAGGAGCUGCUUCCCCCAGACGGAGGAGAAGGUGAAGCACCUGAAGAGGAAGAACGCGGAGCUGGCGGUGAUCGCCAAGCGCCUGGAGGAGAGAGCCCGGAAACUGCAGGAGGCAAACCUCAAAGUGGUCACUGCUCCAGUGGCUCUGAAGGGCUCCAGCCUGGAGCUGUGUAAGAAAGCCUUUGCCCGCCAGCGUGCCAAGGACCUGACAGAGCAAGCCAGUGCCCUCCUGGCCAAAGACAAGCAGAUUGAAGCUCUGCAGCAGGAAUGCCGGGAGCUGCAGGCUAAACUCUCGGCAGGGAAGGACGACCCUCGCUGCCUCAACGUCAUCGAGUUCGACCGCCUGCUGCGGGAGUCCCAGCGAGAGGUGUUGAGGCUGCAGAGGCAGAUUGCCCUCAAGAAUUUCAAGGAGUGCCUGCGUCCCCCCAAAAUGAGCCCAGGCAGUGCCAGGCCGAGCACUGCCCCACGCCUGGGACCGAACACCGGCAGCAAAGGUUCACCUCUGCCAAAGGAGGCCUCCUUGGGAGACCCGGCGCUGGGAGGGAGAGCUCGCAGGGAGGUGGAACCAGGUGUGCAACCACUGGGACCUGCCUCUGAAGGACAUGAAAAUUUCCCUCCCAAAAAUGCAAUAACAGGCCAAGAGACCAGAAAACAGAUCCAGCACCUGGAAUUUGAACUCAAGAAAAAGCGCAAAAAAUGUGAAAACCUUGAGCAUGAAGUGAGGAAAAAGCAUAAAAGAUGCAAAGAACUAGAGAUCCAGCUGCAGGAGGUGCAGAGUGAAAAUGCACGACUGGCCGAGGAGAACUUGCAGCUGAACGAGAGGGCUGGAUGGGCAGGACAGGUUGAAUCUGAGAAUGCUGACCUGAAACUGCAGGUUGUUUUGGUGACCAAGGAACGGGAUUCAGUGAUUCAGACGAACCAAGGACUCCAAACCAAGCUGGAGAAUCUAGAGCAGGUGCUGAAGCACAUGAGAAAUGUGGCCGAGCGCAGGCAGCAGCUGGAAGUGGAGCACAGGGAAGCCCUGCUAGUCCUGCAGGAGAAGCAGGAGGAGGUCCGGCGGCUGCAGCAGGCACAGGCAGAGGCAAGAAGGGAACAUGAAGGAGCAGUACAGCUUCUAGAGGCCCGGGUGAAGGAUCUGGAAGAUCAGUGUCGCAGUCAGACAGAGCAGUUCAGCCUCCUGUCCCAGGAGCUCCAACAAUUCCGGCUCCAAACGGGAAAAAUCGACCUUCUCACCUCCACUCUGGUGACUUCAGAGCUGCCCCUUGCUCUGUGCAGCUCCACCCCACAGCCCCCCUGGGAGAAGGAAUCAACUGUUCCUGGGUUGCUCCCUCACCAGAGCACUAAGAAGGCUCACAAUGAAGUUGCUGAGGAGUUGGAGUCAUCCCUUAGGGUGCCUGACACCCCUGGGGGCUCCCCAGCUGCUCCCACCAGUGCUCAGAAACAAGCCAAGAAAGUGGAAUCUCAGUCCAGCUCUUCGAAAUCAGAGUCCAUGCACAACAGCCCCAAAUCCUGCCCAACUCCAGAGGUGGACACUGCAAGUGAAAUGGAAGAGCUGGAUGUCGACAGCAUCUCCCUCAUGCCAGAGCCAGGCAGCCAAGGCCCUGCAAAGCUCCAGGUGUUCUUAGCUCGAUACAGCUACAAUCCUUUUGAUGGACCUAAUGAAAAUCCAGAGGCAGAGCUUCCACUGACUGCUGGAGAAUAUAUUUACAUCUAUGGGGACAUGGAUGAAGAUGGCUUCUUUGAAGGGGAGCUGAUGGAUGGCCGGCGAGGGCUGGUCCCCUCCAAUUUUGUUGAGCGGGUUUCAGAUGAUGACCUCGUGACGUUUCUGCCUCCGGAGCUGAACGAUCUCACCCAUAGCUCAUACCAGGAGAAAAGCUUGGUCAGUGCAAGCACCAGCAGUGGAGAUAAGAGUGAUUUCUCCAUUGAAGAGAGUAGCAUCAGCCCGCUGGCCAGUAGAGCAGAAGGAGACCAGGAGGAGCCCGUUAGUCACACAGCAGUGCCUUACCCACGAAAACUGACUCUGAUCAAGCAGCUUGCCAGAAGCAUAGUUGUAGGCUGGGACCCACCUCUUUUGCCAGCUGGCUGCCCAGACAUACAAAGCUACAACAUCUAUGUGGAUGAAGAGCUACGUCAGAACGUGAAGAGUGGCCUUCAGACCAAAGCAGUGAUUGAGAAGCUGGACUUGCAGAGCAAGGCCUACCGCGUGUCCGUGCAGGCGGUGACCGAGCGCGGCAGGUCCGACAGACUGCGCUGCACCUUCUUUGUGGGGCAGGAUUUUGGGGUGGCACCCACCAUGCUCAAAGUCAGGAGUGUCACUGCCACGUCAGCAGAGGUCACGUGGCUCCCUUGCAACAGCAACUACAGCCACGCCGUGUACCUCAACGGGGACCAGUGCGACGUGACCAAGCCCGGGGUCUACUGGUACACCUUCCACAACCUGCAGCCCAGCACCCAGUACGUGGCCAAGCUGGAGGCCAGGCCCAUGAAAACACCCUGGGAAGAGGUGCCUGAGGGGCAGGAGCAGGACUCAGCUGUGAUUCACUUCACUACCCCACUAGCAGGCACACCUGAUGCUCCUUUGGAUGUCCAGGUAGAAGCUGGUCCCUCUCCAGGUAUCCUUGUUAUCAGCUGGUUACCUGUCACCAUUGAUGCCGAGGGAUCUUCCAACGGGGUCCGAGUCACCGGCUACGCCGUGUACGCCGAUGGACAGAAGGUGAUAGAAGUUACUUCUCCAACAGCUGGGAGUGUCCUGGUGGACCUGUCCCAGCUCCAGAUGUUCCAGGUGUGCCGGGAGGUUUCGGUGAGGACGAUGUCUCAGUACGGGGAGUCGGUGGAUUCAGUUCCAGCCCAGAUUUCCUCGCUCUUGCUCCGAGCCUAUCCCUGCACUUCACCUGCCUCCACCACUGUUACCUCCAGGCUGCCCAGGGGCGUUCCCAGGGGCUCCCUGCCUGCCCACAGCCCAUCCACACCCCCCACUCCUGCGCUCCUGCUCCGACAGAACAUUCCUGCUGAGAGCUCAGAUGCCAAAUUGACUGAUGUCUCCUCCGGCCCCGCCGGCCUGGCGCGGACUCUGCCAGAGAAAGCCUCCUCAGCACCACACCUCUCCUCUCCCAGUGCUCCCUUGGUGCAGGAUUUGGGCACUUCCCCACAGGGAUUGGAUGCUGCAGGAGACAAGAAAUGCCUGUCUGUGCCUCCGCAGCAGGCUGGGAACACAGUGCUCCAUGGGGAGGGCCCUGCCAGGGAACCAGGAUUACAAGGCCUGGGAGAAGGCACAGAGGUGCAGAUGGAACAAUCUGGAUCCAAAGCUCCAGAGCUGGAAGGCCCCUCUGACAGCAGUGUGAAGCUCCAUGUGGAGACCUGCUCCGUGGAGGAGUCCCCCAAAGGUCCCAGUGCUGACAGAGAGGAGGCAGAGGAGAAGCACCUGAGCCCAGAGCCUGUGUCCUCACCCAGCCAGGCUGAGGGGACACAGGACACCUUCCGAGACGGGAACGCGGGCGGGAGCAGCUGCAGGUUGUCUCCUGGCAAGGAGGUGAUGAAAGAAAUGUCCAGAGUGAAAAGAGAGCAAGAAGAAAAACUGGCUGAAAUGGGCCGCCGGCAGCUGACCCUGUUCUCUGAGCACAACCGGAGUUCUGAGCUGUCAGAUAUUUUGGAAGAGGAGGAAGAAGAUGAACUGUCUUCAGAAGCUCUGGAAGACAAGAAAUGGGACCAGAGUGAGCCAUGUAACCAGGAGAAUGGGGAAAAGAUGGAUCUUUGUGAUACUGACAGCGAUGAGGAGAUUCUGGAGAGGAUACUGGAGCUCCCGCUUCAGAAGAACCACAGCAAGAAGUUGUUCAGCAUCCCUGAAGUGACUGAGGACGAGGAGGAAGAGGAGGAUGAGAAGUGUGUGACAGAAGAAAAGACAGACCCUCAAGAUUCCUUGGAAACACAGACCUACCAUUCAGGGAGAACAGAGAAGCCUCCCAACAGCAAGGAACCAUUUCCAAAAGCAGAUGGGAAUAACACCUCUGUGGUGUCUGCUCAGACUCCACGGGAGGAGCAUGGUGCUAAGGAGAGCAGAGGGGAUGCUGACCAUGCAAACCCUGCCUUUGGCCAGCUGGCCUGGGCUCAGAAGAAGGCAAACUGGAAUUGGGGCUACCAGGAGAACGAUCCGAAGCCUGUGAGUGGAGCAAUUCCCUCUGGGAGCAAGAAGAAGGGAAAUAACUACCGAGAGAAGAUCCGGAGUCGGCCUGAGAUGGGUAGUGAUUUAACAGAGCACUGCAGUCGCCUGCUGGGCAACUGCAGCCAGAUGGGCAGUGGGUUGUACAGAGCUCCCAGCCUCAGGGAGGAGCUCAACGUGGUCAGCAGUGCCGGUGGUAAGGAGGGGAUGGAUCUGUACAGCCGUGCCAGACAAGGCACCCUAAGGAAAAAAACCCCAAAGGCGGCGGGUUCAGGGGGCACAGAACCUGCCGUGAUGGCCCCGCGCUGCUCCAGCCCCAGGAGCCUGGAGAUAGACAUCGAGUACGACUCCGAAGACGAUCAGGAUUCGACCUGUGCUUCCUCCCCUGAGAGCAGGCUGUGGCCAGAGAGGUCCCAGAGCUCUCAGGGCGACUGGAGUGAUUGCUCCAGUCAGUCUGAGGCUCCCCACACGGAUGGCAGAAGGGACCUGACCAGGCUGGAGGUGAUGGAAGAGCAGGGUUUGGAAUGGGCCGCGUCUCCGAGCCGGCGCGUGCGGUUCUUCCACCGGGAGAAGGAAUGUGAGAGCAGCUCUGAGGAGCAGGGCUGGGAGCUGGACUGUAAGUCACCUGGCUGGAGAAGGAGGCUCGAACAUCCUUCGAAGGGGAUACGUAGCACCUCCUUGCACAAAAGGGCAUCCAGUAAUAAAGAUUCCAGGGGCCCGGAGCUGGCCGGCACGGCCGCCUGGCAGGCUCCCAGCAGGAGACGGAGCAAGAGCGUAAGAAGAAGCCAAAUGCAGAAACCUUUGCUCUCUAGUGCAGGUCCUCCCAGGAGCGCCGCUCCCGAAACCUCUGCCAAGGAGGAUGGCAUUAGGAUAUUUGUGGCUCUCUUUGACUAUGACCCUGUCUCUAUGUCUCCUAACCCUGAUGCAGCAGAAGAGGAGCUGCCAUUUAAGGAGGGACAGAUCCUGAAGGUGUGUGGAGACAAGGAUGCUGAUGGCUUUUACAGGGGUGAAUGUGCAGGAAGGGAGGGAUACAUCCCAUGCAACAUGGUCUCAGAAGUGCAGGUGGACAAUGAUGAACUCAAGAAGCAGCUCCUGAAGCAAGGAUUCCUGCCUGCUGACACAGCCACGGAGAGCCAAGCAGGGCUGGAUAAGCAGGAGAAGUACAAGUUUCAGCCAGGACAGAAACAGGAAGACAUUGAAGCAGAACUGCUGACUCCUCGCAGGAUGGUGGCUGUCUUUGACUAUAACCCCAAGGAGAGCUCUCCAAACGCAGAUGUGGAGGCUGAACUGACUUUCAGUGCUGGGGACAUCAUCACUGUGUUUGGCUCCAUGGAUGAUGAUGGAUUCUAUUAUGGAGAGCUGAACCAACAGAGGGGGCUUGUCCCAUCCAACUUCUUGGAAGCUGCUCCUUCAGAUGGAGACGUGGGGGAGGAAUUUCACUCAAAAGAUAAAGAAGCUUCUCCUCUGAGUGCUGAGAGCCAGCUGAACCCAGAUGGAUGUGUUGAUCAGAGUGACUCCUCACCAUCUCCUCCUUCUCCACCACCUUCCUGCCUUGUCCCGUGCCCAGAGCAGGCGUCGCUGCCCCUUCUCACCCGCAGCGACAGCCCUGGGCAGAGCAAAAAGAAGAGAAGCUUCUUCUUCAGAGGGAAAAACCUCUUCAAAAAACUUGGGUCCAAUAAGAAAAACUAACAAGGGGGGGGUUAUUCUGCACAGAGACUGAGAGUUCAGGAGAAACCCCCUGCAAUAAGCUGAUUAUUUUCAUAGGGAAGAAGUGUGACUUGAGAAAAUCGUGGAGUGGGGGUGGGAGCUGUGCCUGCUGAGAGCCCCCCCAGGGGGGCAGUGGCUCUGGGGGUGUGAGGGCUGAGCUCUGGGGGGGUGCAGCUCCCUCCGUGCGCUGGUCCCCUGUAAAUAUUUUCAUUUCAGAAUUCUAUUCUGGCUGUAAUUUAGCUAACUGGCUUUUCCCAGCAAAGCCCCUUAGGAAGAGACCCCCUUGUACUCCACCCCCUGGUAUUUCUCUGCUCCAAAGGAGCUCGUGGCAACUCCUUCACUUCCCGCAAAGAAAAGUUGCACUUUUCUGUUCCCUGACUCCCCUUUGCUGUCUCUGGGCUGACGAGUGAGUUCUGAUUCGUACUGUAAACUGUAAAUAUGCAGCUGUGCCUAGAGCAUCCCACACUGCCUCAGUCAGGAUCCAGCACCAGGACAUUCCCAUGGAGGAAGGAGCAGUGCCCUGCUGGGAGUUGGUCCUUCAGCCUCUGGCUUGGGCUGCUGGAAAGCUGCUCCCGCCUGGUCCACCUUGACCACGGCCUGGCUGGGGCCUCCGCCUUAUGAUUUAUUUAUUUAUCAGAUUAUUUAUGGGUUUCUUGAGCUCAUUAUUUAUUUCUCUAUUUAUUUAUUUAUUUGGUUGGUUGUUUAUUUAUUUCUUUCCCGGCCGCCUCUUCCCACGGUUCCCCUGGGUUGUUUUCCAGGCUGCUCCGGAGCCCGGAGCGUUGGGAAGAGCGGGGCUGGGGGAUGGAUGGAGAGAGUUUGCAGCUGUUUUCCUGGGAGAUGCUGUGCUCCUGGAGUUCAGACACAUCCCUUUCCAAGCCAGGAAGGGUUUUGUACCACAUGGUUCCUGCCCUUUCCCGUGUUUCUUCCGUUGCAUGUUCCAGUUCCUUGUUUUUGGAAGGUGAGGUACGUGGGUGGUGCCAGCACAGUGUCCACGAGUGGUGGUGGUACAGUUUGUUUUUAUUUAAUAUCAAAUUUUAUUAUAAUAAAGUCUAUUUUCACAAAAAUACAUUUUCCUU